CUUCUGGGGAAACGAACCACUCCUCGCCUGUCUUCAUCAGCUUGACAAUCCCUUCCUCUCUUGCCCGGCACAUCGUCUGUGCGUUGUUGCAACUGAAACACAAUUCACAAUGUCCACUGGAACCUCGGAUAUUGAGGUUGCUGCCAACGGCGGCCUGGCCGUGGAGCCAGCACGACGUGUCAAUGAUGCCCAGAAAACCAUGUGGCAGUCUCUUCGACACAACCCCAAAGUCCUCUUCAUUGCUUUUUUUGCUUCAUUGGGUGGUUUCGAGUAUGGCUACCAACAAGGUGUCUUGGGCCAAUCCUUGGUCAUGACUCGCUUCAAGGAGAACUUCCCUGCAGUUGUCGGCUCCUCUUCAGCCACGGGCUGGCUGACAUCGGUUCUUCAACUCGGCGGUAUCGUCGGCUCUCUGUCCGCCGGUGUGCUAGGCGAGAUCAUCUCCCGAAAGUACACCAUGUUCAUUGCCUGUCUCUGGGUCAUUCUGGGUAGCUACCUCUACGUCGGUGCCCACGAGGGCAUGUCCUCCCUUCUAUAUGCUGGCAGGUUCUUCACCGGUCUCGGUGUUGGUCUCUUCAGCGGUGUCGGUCCUCUUUAUAACGCUGAGCUUUCGGCUCCGGAGAUGCGAGGACUGUUGGUCUCUUUCUACCAGUUCGCCACCAUUCUCGGAAUCAUGCUUUCUUUCUGGGUCGGAUACUGCAGCAACUUUAUCGGCGGAACCGGCGAAUCUCAGUCCGACCUUGCUUGGAGACUCCCUUCCAUUAUCCAGGGAAUACCAGCAGCCCUUCUGGCCAUUGGCAUUUGGUUCAUGCCUUUCUCUCCCAGAUGGCUUGUCAAGGUCGGCCGAGAUGAGGAGGCCAAGAAAACUAUGGCUUGGAUGCGAAAGCUCCCUGAGGAUGACGAACUUGUCCAGAUCGAGUUCCUCGAAGUCAAGGCCGAAAGUGUCUUUGAGAAGCGCGUCUUUGCACGGGAUUUCCCCAACCUCGCGGCCAAGAAGAAGAGUGCCUUUAUUGAGCAAUUUGCUCAGUAUGCCGCCUGCUUCAACUCCAAGGAUAACAUUAAGCGAGUGUUGACUGGCUUCUUCAUCAUGUUCUUCCAACAGUGGAGUGGAAUUGACGCAAUUAUUUACUAUGCGACCAACAUCUUCAUCACCCUGGGUUUGACUGGAGGCACUACAGCACUGCUGGCAACCGGCGUCACUGGAGUCGUCUUCAUUGUUAGCACCGUACCUGCUAUGUUGAUUAUUGACAAGGUCGGACGAAAGCCCAUGCUUAUCGUCGGCUCCAUCGUCAUGGCUGUCAGCAUGAUUAUUGUCGGUAUAAUCGUUGCCAAGUUCCGCAAUGACUGGCCUGAUCACGUCGCUGCCGGCUGGGUUGCUGUUGCUCUCAUCUGGAUAUAUAUUGCCGGUUUCGGCGCAACUUGGGGACCCGUAUCUUGGACUCUGGUCUCCGAGAUUUUCCCUCUCUCUAUCCGAGCCAAGGGUGCCUCUAUCGGUGCCAUGAGCAACUGGCUGAACAAUUUUGCUAUUGCCUUCUUCGUGCCCCCCAUGCUUUCGGCUUGGGCUUGGGGCACCUACAUUUUCUUCUCCGUCUUCCUUAUCGUUGGCAUCUUUGCUGUCUGGUUCUUCCUCCCCGAGACGAAGAACGCAACACUGGAAGACAUGGACCGGGUGUUCAACAGCCGUACCGGCGAGAGAGAUGCUCAACUGUUGAGAGAGGCCCAAGAGGAAGUUGGUCUGGUUGCUCUUGUUGAAGCUCGCGCAGCAGCUCUAUACGAGAAGAAGGAUAUCCAUGAGACGCAGAUUGAGAAGCUGUAAGCGAGACAGCAGUUGGGAUGGAGGUGUGUUAUUACAGUAAUGAAUGCAACGGAGUACUACUAGCCAUGAUGAUUUUGGACGCAAAUACCGCGAUGAAGGUUCUGUUUUUGAGAAGAAAACCCCAGUUGCAAAAAUAGGAGAUUUAGGAGCACAGUAAAUAUACCCACGAC
Trichoderma asperellum CBS 433.97 is the source of this 1983-nucleotide messenger RNA. RefSeq lists its product as uncharacterized. Lineage: Eukaryota; Fungi; Ascomycota; Sordariomycetes; Hypocreales; Hypocreaceae. Gene Ontology annotation, molecular function: carbohydrate:proton symporter activity. Gene Ontology annotation, biological process: transmembrane transport; carbohydrate transport. The record is from RefSeq and is a predicted model, not a curated record. Gene Ontology annotation, cellular component: membrane.